This is a messenger RNA of Symbiodinium sp. CCMP2456, 241 nucleotides long. The record is from the annotation of a GenBank genome assembly. Lineage: Eukaryota; Dinophyceae; Suessiales; Symbiodiniaceae.
UUGGCAUCAGCUGGGCACCAGCGGCAGCACCAGCAGUUUCCUUCGGGAAUUGGCCAACAGCCUCGUGAUGAAGGAGGCUGGUGAGAAGGAGCUUGCUGGAGAUCAUCGAUUCGCGACCGAGCGAGUCUACUGGCUGAGCAAGCCGACAGUACCAGGUUCCUUCGAAGCUGGGUUCACAACGCUGGAGAUGCGUCCUUACUCCACCCGACUGGUUCUUGGUCUUUUUCCGAUGGCCGAACAG